ACACUUCCUAUUACUUACUAAGUCAUUGAACUUUUAAAAUUAACUUUUCGAUUUGGUACAUUUUACAUGACUACCUCAAAGAAUAAUUUUACACAUUGCAGAUGGAGCUAAAAUGCAUUUUCACAUUAACACUAACAAACUAUACAAUCAUAUGUACAUACAAAAUGUCAAAGAAUCUUUAAUGAUCUUUCCCUAAUCUCUAGAGGAUACAUGUGUUAUUAUUGUAUCAAACAUGAAUAGCAACAAACAAUAUGCAAAAUUGCAAUAAUUUUGAAAAAAAGAUCAUUAAGCGUACAUGUACACUUUCGCUUUCAUCCACAAACUGCUUUCGACAUUUACACCAAUUCAAGUGCAACAAAAAGCCCAGGCACAGUCAAUGACUGUUAUCCCCACGGGAUUAAACAUAUGGUGAUUAAUUAACCAAAUAAAAUUAUCUUGGAUACUACAAAAAUAUAUAAAAAGAGGAGAUUUUAAAUAAUCAUCUACAGUCUUAAAUUGUUCUUUAAAGUGAAAUGAAACUAAAUUUUAAAAAUAUUUCAAUACUCGUCUUAUUGCUUGGAUUGUUCUGUGGAAUCCAAGCAGGCACUUUUAAACCGUUUGUGCGCAGUCGUUACAGUUUACGUUGGCGUAAAACCACUGAGAUUCCAAAAGUUUGGGAUUCAUCGACAACUUCUAGCGUUAAUCAGGAAACGGAAAAAAUAUCUUUAAAACCCAUCGAUACAUCGGAGAAUCUUAAUGAAAAUACAAUACAAUUAACAACUGUCAAGGAAUUAUUGAGAACGUCUACUCAUUCGACAGAUUAUGAUUAUUAUAAUAAUGAGGUGGAAGAAGAACAUAAAAAUUAACUCAACAAAAUUUUAAAAUAUUUUUUAUGGCAAUCAAAUUAGGAUAAAAAGGAAUUUAACUAAUGUUAUUUUUAAUAAAAUCUUCCAUAACUAAAUAAACAAUAAAAUGCAAGUUUUUUUAAUAUAAA
This is a messenger RNA of Lucilia cuprina (Australian sheep blowfly), 973 nucleotides long. RefSeq lists its product as uncharacterized. The coding region runs from base 513 to 845 and encodes 110 amino acids. The transcript has 2 exons. Lineage: Eukaryota; Metazoa; Arthropoda; Insecta; Diptera; Calliphoridae. The record is from RefSeq and is a predicted model, not a curated record.